Megalobrama amblycephala (Wuchang bream) is the source of this 7269-nucleotide messenger RNA. RefSeq names its product sterile alpha and TIR motif containing 1 (gene sarm1). Gene Ontology annotation, molecular function: signaling adaptor activity; NAD+ nucleosidase activity; protein binding. Lineage: Eukaryota; Metazoa; Chordata; Actinopteri; Cypriniformes; Xenocyprididae. Gene Ontology annotation, biological process: signal transduction; response to axon injury; negative regulation of MyD88-independent toll-like receptor signaling pathway. Gene Ontology annotation, cellular component: dendrite. The record is from RefSeq and is a predicted model, not a curated record. The coding region runs from base 1868 to 4009 and encodes 713 amino acids. The transcript is spliced from 8 exons.
CAGUUGUAGUUCUAGUGUUUUGAUUUUUUCUGUUCUUGUUGUUUCUCUUUCUUUCGUUCAUUCUGCUUGUUAACAGCAGCUAUCUUCAAUAAUUCUCAAUCAUCACUUAAUUAAUUACUUAAAGUAGGCCUACUGUAUUACUGCUUACACUGUCAAGCAGCUACAAACUGAGUUAUCAAACACCUCUGAAAGGCAAAUGAUUAGCUUGACUUGAGCUUGCACCUCCUCACAGGAGAAUCCUGCACACAGCAUAUUCUCUCAAAAAGGACAAGUAAAGGACAGUAUUCCCACAAAAGAAAGCAGAACCCAGAAAACAUAACCCAGCAUGUUCUGACACCUUUUUUUAUCAAGAUUUAUUUUCUUUUUUUUUCCAGAAAUUUGAGCCAAAGCUUUUCUGUGUGAUGGGACCAUGCAGACGGGCUUUGCUCCCUAAAUGCAUCAGUGAGCAUUAAGCCCUCAUCGGUUGUCCCUAAUUUGGUAGGUAUAGGUAGGCUAAUACUAGAAAGUCUGGGUCCGGGAACACCACCCAAAACAUGCCGUUUUGGAGAUGUCCUAUGUUUACGUUUACGUCCUAUGUUGGCUGAGAAGUUGAUAAACUCUUUUGUCUUUUCACGUCUGGACUAUUGUAAUUUUCUUCUAGUUGGAGUAUCUAAAUCAUUACUCAACAAACUUCAAUAUUUACAAAACUCGGCUGCUAGAGUUCUGUCUGGGGUCAGGGCUGGUGAUCAUCUUGAAGUCUUUGCACUGGCUCCCUGUCAGGUAUCGUAUUGAUUUUAAAGUCUUGUACAGUCAGUACUUGACUGAUCUUUUAAUGCCUUACACUCCAUGUCGAAAUCUGCGUUCCUCUCAGAGUGGACUCUUAGUUGUUCCUAAGACACGGCUUCGCUCUAGGGGUGAUAGAGCAUUUUCUUCUUAUGCUCCUAAGCUUUUGAACUCUCUCCCAGCUGACAUCAGGGAAGCAAAUACAUUAGUGACUUCUUUUAAAUCUCUUCUCAAAACAUUCUCUUUUAGAAUUGCUUUUACUUGAUUAAUCAUUUUAUUUUUUCUAUUUCUUUGAUGUGUUUUUUUGUAUUUAAAUGUGUUGUUUUCUCUGUUAUGUUUUCUUGUAAAGCGCUUUGAGAAAGCCACUUUUAAAGGCGCUAUAUAAAAUAAUGGUAUUAUUAUUAUUAUGCUCUUACCCUUUCAUCUUGCCAUCAUAGGCUACUGCAUAACAUUGCAAUAUCGUCUUUCUCCAUCAGGUGGAGCCAAGCAUUGAACUGAACGUGCUACUGUGAUGCUUGCUUCUCCACAUCGAGUCCGAGGCGAGAUACACUGGGCGGGUCUACAAACGGACGCUGAGGAUGCUUGAGCAUCCAUUAUCAACAAUAUUGACUUCUUUCAAAAUAUAACAGCAUCACGUUGUUUUAUUUAAUAAGCAUCGCUUUAGUUGGCUUUCACAGGAAUUUCUCCGAGGGUGGCACAAGGACAGUGGAAAUAGUCGUCUUUGUCUGACAAAACCUGAUAGAUUGUCAGUGUACAUCAACAAAUCGGCUAAUUUUGUCUAAUUUUUCCUCAAAAAUCAAGUCAUUCUUACAGCUUCAUCUUGUUAUUUGAUUGUUUUUAAACAAGCUUGAUGGGCCUUUUCUAACGGUGGAUUCAUAGAGGAUAUCUUAAAGGCUUUGUAACGUCUCUGACGUCAUUUGCGUUUAUUAUUUUUCUCUGACAUCAGCAGGGGACUCGUUUUGUGCAAACAGUCUCUGUUAAUGAAUUAAACUGCUUCGCAUUAAACGUUUUGCUAGGUAAUGAGUUAACCGUGAUCAUUUCUUUGUCACAGCUGAAAGACAAAGAAGCAUCAGAACUGUUGUAACAACAGACAAACAGUUGGUAGAUGUUUUUGUCCCUCGUCGUUUACAUUAGUAAGAUUUGCCGUUAUUUCUCCAUGUUUAGCACCGACAGACUCACGGUUCCUGAAUAUGUCAGUAGUCGGCUACACAACCGGAGGACGAGCUCCGACCCCAGGGUUGUGUCUCCGGGGAUCAGCGCCGAUGUCCAGGCCGUGGUGGACGUCUCUCUCCCUGCGUUGCGCUCCGCAAUCAAAACGCUGAAGUCUGCCAAAGACACUGGAGAUAGGGAAGAGACUCGCCGAGCCAUUGCUGAGACUUUCCAGCUGGUUGAGGAGGCCUGGGUCCUGCCCACAGUGGGCCGACAGGUAGCAGAGGAGAUCUGCAACAGGAUCCGGCUGGAUGGGGGUCUGGAGCUGCUCUUGCAGCUGAUGCAGACACCUGCUGUAGAAAUCACAUAUGAGUCUGCCAAGCUGCUUGAGCAGGUAUUGGUUUCAGAAAACAGGGAUUAUGUGGCACGUAUGGGCCUUGGGGUCAUACUGAACCUGACCCGUGAGCAGGAGGAUGCCCAGCUGGCACGAAGUGUGUCGGGCAUCCUUGAGCACAUGUUUAAACACACAGAGGAGACAUCCGCGCAGCUUAUCACUAACGGAGCACUGGACACCCUCCUGUAUUGGUGCCGUGGAACAGACCCAACUGUACUGCGGCACUGCGCUGUGGCCCUGGCAAACUGUGCCAUGUAUGGUGGGCACCGCUGUCAGCGUCUGAUGAUCGAAAAACAGGCGGCCGAAUGGCUGUUCCCUCUGGCGUUCUCCAAAGAGGACGAACUGAUCCGGUUUUAUGCCUGUCUGGCCGUGGCUGUUCUGGCGGCUAACAGGGAGAUCGAGAAAGAAGUGGUGAAGUCUGGUACUCUGGAGCUGGUGGAGCCCUUCAUCGCUUCGUUAGACCCUGAUGAGUUUGCACGCAACCUUUUGGACAGCGCAGACAGCAUGCAGGGCCGCACGGCUGCAGACCUGCAGCACUUGCUGCCCCUGCUGGACGGCACACGUCUAGAGGGGAAAUGCAUCGCCGCAUUCUACCUGUGCGUGGAGACUAGUAUCAAGUCUCGGCAACGUAAUACCAAGAUAUUUCAGGAGAUUGGGGCUGUUCAGAGUCUAAAGAGGAUCGUCAUGUACUCCAGUAAUGGGACCGUCUGCUCUCUGGCUAAGCGGGCCUUAACAAUGAUGAGCGAGGACGUCCCGAGGCGUAUCCUGUCGUCUGUACCCAACUGGAAGAGCGGAGAGGUGCAGACCUGGCUGCAGCAGAUUGGCUUCAGUGCAUUUAGUGAACGGUUUCAGGAACUGCAAGUGGAUGGAGAUCUGCUGCUCAAUAUAACAGAACAGGAUCUGAUCCAGGAUCUGGGCAUGACUACUGGGCUCACUCGCAAGAGGUUUCUUAGAGAUCUGCGUGUACUGAAGACCUACGCCAACUACUCCACAUGUGACCCCAAUAACCUGGCAGACUGGCUGGCCGAUGUAGACCCACGAUUCCGUCAGUACACGUACGGCUUAAUUCAGUCUGGAGUUGAUCGGAAAAAUAUUGCCCACAUUACAGACCAACAGUUGCUGUCUGACUGCCACGUAGAGAAUGGCAUCCAUCGUGCCAAGAUCCUCUCUACCGCCCGCCGCCCUGCUAAACCCUGUUUAACUGAUUCCCAGCCCACGGGCCCUGAUGUGUUCAUCAGCUACCGUCGCACUACAGGUUCACAGCUUGCCAGCCUACUGAAGGUGCAUCUACAGUUACGUGGUUUCAGCGUCUUCAUCGAUGUGGAGAAACUGGAAGCCGGCAGGUUCGAGGAGAAGCUGAUCACGAGUGUGCAGCGAGCACGAAACUUCAUCUUGGUGCUGUCAGCCAAUGCGUUGGACAAAUGCAUGGGUGACGUUUCAAUGAAAGACUGGGUUCAUAAGGAGAUAGUCACGGCUCUGAAUGGGAAGAAGAACAUCGUUCCUGUCACUGAUAACUUUGUGUGGCCCGAUCCGGCCUCUCUGCCAGAGGACAUGAGCACCAUUCUCAAAUUUAAUGGCAUUAAGUGGUCACAUGAGUAUCAGGAAGCCACUAUCAGCAAGAUUCUGCGCUUCCUCAAGGGAUGCCCCAGCCAAGAACAACCAGAUGCUGCAAAAACUGACAAAAAAGAGCCAGAAAAGGAAUAAUUGCCGUCAUGUAACCAGAACACACCUGUUACCCCUCAGAGGCCAGUGUUUCCUUUGGUUGUAUGCAUGUAGCUGGUCUAGAUAGAUUACUGUUGAAUUUUCUUGGGAGAAAAAGACAUAAAUGUAACUUUCCCAGAGAUGCAAUGGAACUUUAAAGGGUUAGUUCACCCAAAAAUGAAAUUACUCACCCUCAUGUCAUUCCAAACCCACAAGACUUUCGUUCAUCUUCGGAACACAAAUUAAGAUCUUUUUAAUGAAAUCUGAAUGAUUUCUGUACCUCCAUUGACAACUACAUAAAACUAAUCCAUAUGAAUUGAGCGGUUUAGUCAAACAUUUUCGGAAGAAACAUGAUCACAGAUUUGGAAGUAAUUAAUGACAGAAUUUUCAUUUUUGGAUGCACUAACCCUUUAAAGGUGUGGUUGCAUUAGGAAAAUUAGUAACAGACCAAAAAAGGUCUCUCACCCUGUCAAUAGUGUGGCGAUGUAUGAUACACAGCUCAGACACUUUCAAACAAAGUCACUUUCAAACAAAGCAGCAUUCUGUUGACUUGAAACCUGUUGUCAAAUCAAAGAGAAAUCUUUCGCCCUUGCACAAAAUUUGCAAUUGUGUGGAUUCCUAUUGUAAUGACUGGAGUUCCCCGAACAACAAUAAAUGUGACCGCACCUUAAGGAUUCUAAGUUAUUUACAGCUUUAUAUCUGUAGACAGCAUUUUUGGCUCUAAAUAACACUGAAUAUUCCUCAAUUGCAGUAUAGUAAUCAUACUAGCUAUGUACUGACUAUGUUCCCAGAAUUGUGUGGGACUUUUCUGUAACUCAGGAAGUUGAAUCGAUUUCUGCAUUAUCAGUCAUAUUUAUGACAUCAGCAUAAAGCAUAGUCAGUCUCUGUUUAUAUGAUAGAGAUAGAUAAUACUAGUUAGUCUUGCAUUAUAGCAUUAUCAGUUGAACUAUUGAAAAAAGCCUUAUGAAACAUUAAUUUUUCAUUUUUUUAAAAAGUGGUUUGCAGUAAGUUACUCAGGCAUCAAAAAUACUGUAGUUCCAUAAAAAUAGUUUCUGUUUUUACAGGUUUGUGCAGUAUAAGUUAUGUUAAAGGUAGGGUAGGCCAUUUUUUUUUUAUAAACACAUUUUGUUAUACUGGUUGAAACUCUCCUCACAUCCUGAUAGCAAUCAAUAAUAGAAGUGGUCUAAAUAUCAAAUCAUGUCUUAGGACCAAAAAAUGUUUGUCCGAUAAUUGCAUUCGGUCCGAAUGCAAUGACAGGAUGUGCUACCUGCCUGUCAACAUAUGAAUUUCCAUACCUCCGUUCUCCGUUCACACACCAUCAGUGCAUUCCGUAUGGCUAUCAGUGAUGCGCGGGUCAAUGUAUAAACAACCCGCACCCGACCGACGUUUUUAACUAACCCACCCACAACUCGGACCGCAAAAAAAAAAAGAAAGAAAGUAUUGUACCCGACCCGCUUCCUGACCCGCAUUUUUUAAAAGUAGUAAAUGCUCAUUGUAGCGUCAUUGGGCCAUAGACAUAAGAACUAGGGGUGCGGGGGUGUGUGGCCUCCCCCCUCCCAUACGCCCCCCCCAUCAGCCUCCCUGGCCAAUAAUAUCCAUUAAUCCAGCCUGUGUAGGAGAGAAAUGUUUCAGGACCUGACGUGGUGCGCUCAGAGGUGCAGCGGCGAGAGCAAGCAGUUCUUGAGGCGGCCCAUCAUUUUCCAUUUCAGCUAUCUAGAUGCAUAUUAUUGAUGAAUGCGAUGUUUAUGUUUCGACCCUGCUUGAAGAAUUCAUCAGCAGGUCAACUGAGAGAAGGCCCAAACUGUUCUUUUUCUGAAUUCUGUAUGAUAUAGCCUAGUGUUAUGUAAUAAAGGCUUGAUUUAUUAAUUUAUUUCGUUUCAUUUUCUUAACAAUUAAGCUGCUGCAUGUGUUUAUCCAGUCUAAUCGAAGUGUGCGUCUCUCCCCCGACUUUCCCAACAAAAAUCCCGCCCCCUCUCAGAAAAUACAUAAAAAUGACAUACUGAGCUAUAUGUGUUUAAAAGUAGCCUAUUAAAAUGGUACAAUGGCAUUGCUCAGUUCAACGUGUUGGGAAAUCGGGCAUUUUGUCCCGCGUCAGCAUUUAUUCAAAAGUUAAUAACGCUCAACAUUCAAAAGGUAAAUAAGGAUUUCCCACUUGUAUUAGCAGGGUUAGGCUAUUUGUGAAUGCCCAAUUGAAUGCCCAAUUGAAGCUCUCACAAACACAAAAUGCAGUGAUAGAAUAUGUUAAUAAAGUAUUUAUUAACGCAUUUUAGACUGAGGCUACAAUAUCCAUAAAUAAAUGUUCACAAAUACCCAUGAAAGUAAAACUGAAACCUUUAGUAAGUAAAACUGAAAAUUACAAAGGUUUAAUUGGCAUCUUUAUUUCAAACGACCCGACCGACCGCAACCCGUGCAUCACUGAUGGCUAUGCAUUGUUGUAGACAGACAGUCACCGAGCACAACAAACAAACAGCAGCCAGUUCUUCUUGAAACAAAACAACGAGUUUAUGCUGUGUUCAUGCCAUGUAGUUACAGUAAUUACGAGAUUGCAACCUGUGAAGUACAGCUACUCGGAGCUGUUCAUGUCCUCAGACUCGGAUUUAUGCGUUUCUAUGUCAACACUAUCAACGGCAAAACUAAUCUGUAGCAGUCAGGUGGAACAAAUAGAGAUCUGUAAGUUUAUGUUCAUUAUUAUUCUAACACUUUGCAGACUCUGCUGUGUGCGUUCAUGUUCAGAAGGAUGCGUGGCUUUGGAGAGCGCUCUGAAGGGAGGGUGGGAUCUUACGCUUUCAAAGCUAGCUUGCUAUUGCUAGCCUCUCUGAAAUUGCCUACCCUACCUUUAAGUUAUUACAGUAUAUUAUGUACCAUGCAUCAUUCACAAAACAAAUUAAAUUUUUCACCUCUAAAUCAUAAUGGUCAUUCAUCACCUUAUGCAGUAUUAGGAAAAAAAUCCUUUUAAACAGUUACUUGACUUGAAAAACUGCUGUAGAAGCUUUCUUAGGAUUUGCAAGAAUAUUAUGCAGCAGAUUUGAGUCAUACAUUUUCAGACACUGUGAAGAUGCAACAGGUCAAGGAAAAUGCUAAUGAACAUUUACUAACUCCUCUUGACACCUCAAGCUUUAUCCUGCUAUUGAGCUCCCUACUGUUGCCUUAUGAUGUUUGUCAGUCCGUCUUUCAUGUUAUACAAUGUGUAAAAUCUGUACAAUGAAAUAAUGAAAUAUUCUUUUUGGAGAAAUAAACAGCAAUAAAGCUUGUUUUGGAAAACA